AUGGCUAAGCCAAGCAACAAGAGAGGAUCUCUAACGAACUCGUUAGAUAGUAAAGUGUCUGAUUUGAUCUAUAGAUUAUUAGAAGAAAAAAGUCUAGAAAAGAAGAGACAAUCUGAUGACGUCGAAAAUGUUGCUGUCAUGUUCUUUGCUAAGGACUUAGGUAUCAAUGAAAUAUUCGUAUUUUGUCAAUCAAAAGAUUUAUCCAUGUUAAGAGUUAAAAAAAUUAUUCUACAAAAGACUAUUGAGAAAGUAUUAAAACAAAUAAUCUUAGAAGAGGAAGAAGAAUUUUCUUCAUGCCCACAAUAUAAUAAGACCGAAGAUAAUGAAGAAGUUGAUACAGAGCAACUAUUAGCUGAAAAAAAUAUGAUGAUUGUCCAAGAUACAAAUGACAUGAACAAUAGUAUUAUCAGUCAAUGGUCUGCCUCAUCAGUUUCGGUUUCUAAAGUUGGAACUGAGACACCAGAAACUCAGCUUAACGGUGAUACAGAAUCUAACAGUAAGAAGAGAUCUAGGGAUGGUUCAAACAAACCAAAAAGACAAAAAACCAAAGAAGACAGAAACCCACCAACUUCUUUAUUGAGUAAUUUAGGUGGGAUGGAUGAUGUAAUCGCCCAGUUAAUGGAACUUAUAGGACUUCCAAUUCUUCAUCCCGAAAUAUAUAUAUCUACCGGUGUUGAACCACCUAGAGGUGUAUUACUACAUGGGCCACCAGGUUGUGGUAAAACUUCAAUUGCCAAUGCACUAGCUGGUGAACUACAAGUGCCCUUUAUCUCUAUAUCUGCACCAUCUGUAGUAAGUGGUAUGUCUGGUGAGAGUGAAAAGAAAAUUAGAGAAUUAUUUGAUGAGGCAAAAUCUUUGGCUCCUUGUUUGAUGUUCUUCGAUGAAAUAGACGCCAUUACUCCAAAACGUGAUGGGGGAGCUCAGAGAGAAAUGGAGAGAAGAAUUGUUGCCCAGUUAUUAACUGCAAUGGAUGAACUAUCGAUGGAGAAAACAGGUGGUAAGCCAGUUAUUGUCAUUGGUGCGACAAAUAGACCGGAUUCUUUAGAUGCUGCAUUGAGAAGAGCGGGUAGAUUCGACAGAGAAAUAUGUUUAAAUGUUCCAAAUGAAGUUUCUAGGCUACAUAUUUUAAAGAAAAUGUCAGAACACUUGAAAAUUAAAGGUGAAAUUGAUUAUUUGAAAUUAGCAAAGUUAACACCAGGAUUCGUUGGUGCAGAUUUGAAAGCAUUAGUAACAGCAGCCGGUACAUGUGCAAUCAAACGUAUUUUUCAAUCUUAUGCUGAACUGGAAGAGAAACAAAUUUCUACCACUUCUGAUAGUAUGGAAAUUGAUGAGAAAACCCCAAACCAGCAAACCGAUGAUGAAUUGGAAUUAAAAAAUACGGCUAACAUGAUAGAUCCUUUAUCAUUAUCAACAAUCCAGAAGUUCAUAAAAGCAUACCCAGAACCUCUACAAGAUGAACAAUUAAAUGAUCUAACUAUAAUAUAUGAAGAUUUUUUGAAGGCAUUACCAACAAUUCAACCUACAGCAAAAAGAGAAGGUUUUGCUACUGUACCCGACGUGACAUGGGCCAGUGUUGGUGCAUUAGGUAACAUCCGUAUCGAACUGAAUAUGGCUAUUGUUCAACCAAUCAAAAGACCAGAACUAUACGAGAAAGUUGGUAUAAGUGCACCAGCUGGGGUUUUAUUAUGGGGCCCACCGGGAUGCGGUAAGACAUUACUUGCUAAAGCAGUUGCUAAUGAAUCUCGUGCUAACUUCAUCUCUAUUAAAGGUCCCGAGUUGUUAAACAAAUAUGUUGGUGAAUCCGAAAGAGCAAUUAGACAAGUAUUUACAAGAGCGAGAGCUUCUGUUCCUUGUGUAAUCUUUUUUGACGAAUUAGAUGCAUUAGUACCAAGAAGAGAUGCAUCAUUAUCUGAAUCUUCAUCGAGAGUAGUUAAUACAUUAUUAACCGAGUUAGACGGUUUGAAUGAUAGAAAUGGUAUUUUUGUGAUAGGCGCUACAAAUAGACCUGAUAUGAUAGAUCCUGCGAUGUUGAGACCUGGAAGAUUGGAUAAAACGCUAUUCAUAGAAUUACCAAACUUCCAAGAAAAACUUGAUAUUAUCAAUACCAUUACAAAGGUAAAUGGAACACCUCUUGAUGACAGUGUUAAUCUAAGUGAAAUAAUUAGGGAUGAUCGUUGUAAAAAUUUUUCAGGUGCUGAUUUAGCUUCAUUAGUUAGAGAAAGUUCAGUUCUUGCUUUAAAGAGAAGCUUUUUUAAAACAGAUGAACUUGACUCGGUUGCAAGUAAUAAUUUAGAUAAAGAGUUUAAAGAUUUAACUGUGGGUGUUCAAUCAGAAAAAAUCCUUGUUACUAAAAGUGACUUUAACAAUGCAUUACGAAAGAUCAAACCUUCUGUGAGUGACAGGGAUAGGUUGAAAUACGAUAGAUUGAACAAAAAAUGGGAUGGAAUGAUGAGCAGGAAAUAA
Messenger RNA from Tetrapisispora phaffii CBS 4417, 2463 nucleotides. RefSeq names its product putative AAA family ATPase RIX7 (gene RIX7). Gene Ontology annotation, cellular component: nucleus. Lineage: Eukaryota; Fungi; Ascomycota; Saccharomycetes; Saccharomycetales; Saccharomycetaceae. The record is from RefSeq and is a predicted model, not a curated record. The transcript has a single exon. Gene Ontology annotation, molecular function: preribosome binding; ATP binding; ATP hydrolysis activity. The coding region runs from base 1 to 2463 and encodes 820 amino acids. Gene Ontology annotation, biological process: ribosome biogenesis.